Molecule: messenger RNA, 948 nt
Organism: Lactuca virosa
Lineage: Eukaryota; Viridiplantae; Streptophyta; Magnoliopsida; Asterales; Asteraceae
Source: the annotation of a GenBank genome assembly
AUGUUCCCCUUCACCGACCGAGUUGUUCCACCGUCAAAAUGUUUUCCGAUUUCCGAUCGUCCUUCCCUUUCGCAACAAUCUGAAUUACGAAUUCGGUUAUGGACCCAAUUUUUUACUUUCUCCAAUGUGUGCCAUUGGUGGUUUGGCCGACGGCUUUAUAGUUUCAUUCCCGACUCCUUCAAUCAUAACCUCCACCGUGUAUUAGUCUGUCUUAAUUUGUGGUUAAAAGUCGUCUGCUUCAGUCGUCUGCUAUCUUCACGAUUGACGAUGCCAUCAAAAGCUUCGCCGCCUCCGGCAACGACGCCGACCUCCGGUUACAGUCAUGUUGCAGCUCUGUAUGAUGAUAAAUUGCUUCUUGUGUUUGGAAGAACUUCAAAGUCUAAAUCUUUGAAUGAUUUGUACUCACUUGACUUUGAGACGGUGAUGUGGUCAAGAAUCAAAUGGUACAUUGUAGGAAGUGGCAGCAGAAAAAAAAACGACAAUGCAGCUUCUUUGAGGACUCAACAUGAUCAGCACAAAGGCGUUGUGGAAAAUCUGGUGAAUAACACUCGGAUUCUAGAAAGCACGAUACAAGAUGCUAAGUCAAAGAAAGAUAAUCUCAAAGCACGUGCACAAUCAGCAAAAACUGCAACAAAAGUAAGUGAAAUGUUGGUCAAUGUGAAUACAAGCAGUGCUCUUUCAGCAUUUGAGAAGAUGGAAGAAAAAGUUAUGACCAUGGAGUCUCAAGCAGAAGCGCUUAAUCAGCUAACAAGUGAUGAUCUCGAAGGAAAGGUAAAUUUUCUUUUUUUCUCUGUUAAUUCCAUGCAAUAUGGAUAUUCAUUUGUGUUUUACUUCGGCUAUGGUGUGUUUGACCCUCUUCAGAAGUUGGCUUCAGUUGGAGCUGAUACAGAUAAAGAUAUAAUUGAAUUUCUCAUGUCUGAAGUGGAGGCUAAAGACAUCACAUACUAG